Molecule: messenger RNA, 3873 nt
Organism: Coregonus sp. 'balchen'
Lineage: Eukaryota; Metazoa; Chordata; Actinopteri; Salmoniformes; Salmonidae
Source: the annotation of a GenBank genome assembly
AUGGAUAUACUCCUUUAUUUACUGUUGGUUGUUGGCAAGGCUGUCACUAAGAAAGGUGAGCUUUUUGCAUUGUAUAUUUCUAUCAUAUUUGCCUCAGCAAAUUCAGUUACACAACACUCACUUAUAUGUGUGUUGUAAGUAACUGUUAUUACCGAUGUGUAUAUUAUAAACUAAUACUUACCAGUAAACUACUUACAAACCUUUUACAAAACCGUUUGUGAAUCCUUUAUAAACUAUAACUUCUAUUCCUCCAACUUCUAUUCCCAAGGGGUGAAAUGUGGCGGGAUCCUCUCCGCCUCUUCCGGCAACAUCUCCAGCCCAAACUACCCAGGUCUGUACCCGUACAACAUCCAGUGUGUGUGGCUGAUUGUAGUGGCCGAGGGGUCCUCUGUCCUGCUCACCUUCCGCCACUUUGAGUUGGAGUAUCACGCCGCCUGCUCCUACGACUACGUCAAGAUCUAUAACGGUGUGUCCGAGGAUGAGGGGAACCUACUGGGGACGUUCUGUGGUGACGUGUCCCCUCCUCGGUUCACCUCCUCCUGGAAUGUUAUGUCGAUCAUUUUCCACUCCGAUCGUCAUGUGGCUCACAGAGGGUUCUCUGUGGGCUACAGGAAAGGUGAGCUUUCACUUCCUCUCACAGGAUAACCAAAGCCAUUAAAUAUAAACGUAUGCCUCUGCUGAAUACAGCCACUCAAACCUCACAGUAACCCACAACAACAAGGAACAAGACCUUGAGUAAUUGGAUCAGGUGUGUUAACUUAAGAGCUCGGCUGGAACAAAAUCCUGCAAAACCUUGUCACCCACCCGUGUCUUAUUCCUCUCUUUCACCCCUCUCCCCUAGAUGUGUGUGGUGGGGUCCUUACCGGUCUGUCUGGCAUCAUCUCUAGCCCAGGCUACAGUCCAGAUACCCAGUACAGCAACAACGCCGACUGUUCCUGGACGGUCCAUGUGUCCAACCGCAGCGUGGUCAGUCUGGUCUUCCUUGACUUCCAGGUAUGUUCUCUAACAUGUGAAGAGAAAUCGAUGCAUCCCAAAUGGUACCCCAUUUAUCUAUAUUAGUUCCCUACUUUUGACCAGAGCCCGGGCACUAUAUAGGGAAUAAGGAGACAACUGGGACACACAUACUGUAAGUCUCUAAGUAUCCCCGAUGGAGCCAACUGGGACGCACAUACUGUAAGUCUCUAAGUAUCCCUGAUGGAGCCAACUGGGACACACAUACUGUAAGUCUCUAAGUAUCCCUGAUGGAGCCAACUUGGACACACAUACUGUAAGUCUCUAAGUAUCCCUGAUGGAGCCAACUGGGACACACAUCCUGUAAGUGUCUUAGUAUCCCUGAUGGGUCAUAAAUAUGACGUGACAAAAUAAAAUAUAAUUCAUUCCAGCUUGAGAACAACGAGGGCUGUAAUUUUGACUUCGUGGCUCUCUUCGACGGCCCGACCGUCACUCACAGACACCUGGGGAACUACUGUGGAGGGGAGAAGCCUCCUAAGAUUGUUACUACCUCCAACCAGCUCCUGGUGGUGUUCAAGUCUGACUUCAACAUCGGGGGACGAGGGUUCAAGGCUUACUACUACUCAGGUAGGUAGGACGGUGGAGGACAUAUACUACGGGUGUACUGACCACUAGGUCACUCCCUCAUGGCUGUCCUGUACUAUCCUGAGGUCCAUGGGGAGAGAUUAAACUGUCCUGUACUAUCCUGAGGUCCAUGGGGAGAGAUUAAACUGUCCUGUACUAUCCUGAGGUCCAUGGGGUGAGAUUAAACUGUCCUGUACUAUCCUGAGGUCCAUGGGGUGAGAUUAAACUGUCCUGUACUAUCCUGAGGUCCAUGGGGAGAGAUUAAACUGUCCUGUACUAUGCUGAGGUCCAUGGGGUGAGAUUAAACUGUCCUGUACUAUUCUGAGGUCCAUGGGGUGAGAUUAAACUGUCCUGUACUAUCCUGAGGUCCAUGGGGUGAGAUUAAACUGUCCUGUACUAUCCUGAGGUCCAUGGGGUGAGAUUAAACUGUCCUGUACUAUACCUGAGGUCCAUGGGGUGAGAUUAAACUGUCCUGUACUAUACUGAGGUCCAUGGGGUGAGAUUAAACUGUCCUGUACUAUCCUGAGGUCCAUGGGGUGAGAUUAAACUGUCCUGUACUAUCCUGAGGUCCAUGGGGUGAGAUUAAACUGUCCUGUACUAUCCUGAGGUCCAUGGUGUGAGAUUAAACUGUCCUGUACUAUCCUGAGGUCCAUGGGGUGAGAUUAAACUGUCCUGUACUAUACUGAGGUCCAUGGGGAGAGAUUAAACUGUCCUGUACUACCCUGAGGUCCAUGGGGUGAGAUUAAACUGUCCUGUACUAUACUGAGGUCCAUGGGGAGAUUACACUGCACAUUCACUGACACCAGGGUUGUGUUCAGUAGGGAGAAAAUGUUUUGAAACGGUAAAGGUACUAGCUGAACCUAUUCAGUAACAACACAUCUUUAGUUACAUUUUUGCUACGGUGUGACCUACUUAAGACAACCCUGUUUUGCCUCAUAUGUCUGUCUGACAGGUGAAUGCCAGCAGGUGCUGUCUGCACCAAGUGCUAACUUCACCAGCCCCCACUACCCUAACAUCUACCCCGAACAACAUCAAGUGUCACUGGACCAUCAACCUGGCCAGGGGCUACCGCAUCAAACUGUUCUUCAACGCUAUGGAGCUGGAGGACAGGAACAGCCUAUCAGACGAGUGCGACUACGACUCUGUAGCUGUGCAUGAUGGGAGCAGAGAGAAAGACCCAUUGCUAGGGCGAUGGUGUGGCUCGGAACAACCCGGGUCUCUGAUCUCUAAGAACAACAACAUGCUGGUGGUCCUCAGUACAGACAGGAACUCAGCUUAUAGAGGGUUCUCUGCUUCCUAUGUAGGAGGUGAGUGUCUGAACUGAAGCAAGGUUGCUGAAACGUAUCCAAACUAUCACGUUUUUUAAAAAAAAAAAAUUUAUUUAAUCAUUCAAGAGACAAGUGCAAAUACAAACGUGUGUGUCCGUGCGUGUGUUAUGUCUCCACCUCAUUCCCAGUGGUACCAGUUAACAUCAGCUGUACGAGGACAGAGUUCACCAUCCAUAUCUCCCAGCAGUCACUGCCUGGGCUGAACCGUGAGAGUAUCUUUCUGGGGGAUCGCUCCUGUACCUCCCAGCUGACACCUACCACAUAUAAGAUACUGGCACGCUUCGAAAAAUGUGGCACUGCAGGCCAGGUAACCAACUACCCACUGGUUGAUUCAACAUUGUUUCCAUUUGAUUUAAAAUUACAUUGAGCCAACGUGGAAUAGACGUUGAAUUGACGUCUGUGCCUAGUGGGUAGCCACUGGCAUGAUGACGCCAGUUUAAAGCUGUUUACAACUGUUCAUUUGACAUGAAUUUUUGUGGUUGUUUUUUCUUCUUCAUUUGUCCAUUUUAUUGAAGCGAUAGGACAGUGUAGAAGGGAAUUGAGGAUACUAGAGGAUGUGACAAAAUAGCAGUGGUCACAAGCAUAUGAUGUCUGUUUGCUGUCCAUCUGUAUAACCCUGACCCUGACCCUUAACCUCUGACCCCUGUCAUCUGACCAGCCACGGCGUAACAUCACCAUGCUGGUGAACACGCUCUACAUCGACUUCUCCGACGGGAAGGGGCGGAGCGUCCAGGAGUACGAGGUACAGUGCGACGCCCAGCGCAAGAUGGCCACCAUUCACAUCGUCUCAGCCGAGGAGCACCAGAGGAUGAACGAGCUGGCCCGACGCCAAGCAGAGGGGUCCGGGGGAGGGGGAGGGAAGGAGGCAGACCCAGAGCCUCACGACCCCAGUGAUAUAGUGUUUAUUAGCAUCUGUGUGCUGGCUGUUGUUCUGAUGGUGAUCGCUGUAAUCUGGCUGGUACUGCUUUAG